Guyanagaster necrorhizus is the source of this 1860-nucleotide messenger RNA. RefSeq lists its product as uncharacterized. The coding region runs from base 480 to 1748 and encodes 422 amino acids. The transcript has a single exon. The record is from RefSeq and is a predicted model, not a curated record. NCBI's taxonomy places the organism in Eukaryota, Fungi, Basidiomycota, Agaricomycetes, Agaricales, Physalacriaceae.
CAAUCCUCCACUUCGGUCUUGGCUACCCUCAUUGCUCACGGCUGCGUUUCUCUCUCUUUUUUCCUAGGCGACUUCCUUUCUGUAUAGGAUUCUACGUUUCUGUGAAUACAGGUACGUUUUACAUCCGAGGAGGCACAUACGGUAUUUCGAAUUCCCGAAGGCGUUUUUAGUUUCUGUCGUCUCCUUGGGCCAUGCAGUCACUAGCGUAUCAAGACUUUGAUUCAAUUCCCUUUGCCCCAAUGUCAUUUUCAUCUCCGAAAUCUUCAUCUUCCUCGCCGUUGUCUGCCGCAGAGCAAAGCUGGUAUGCUUCGAGCCCCCAUCGGCCUGGACCCAUCCCCAGUGACCUCGGUACACCUCACCUCAGAGACGAAGACAUCAUUGCAGGCAUGUUGCUGGAAAAUACUUGCAAAAGGUAAGUUUCUGAUCCAAGCGCGAGCAGGCAGUGAUGUGAUAUUCAAGCUAGAAUUUCGUCUGCAACCAUGACGAAAUUAGAAGAUCAGCGCAUCGGUUUCUGCUCUCUUGAUCUUCGAUACCCCCCCAUAGAUCCCCGCAGAUCGCGUCGUCGCUGCAUGAACUUUGGCUUCGGCAGAGAAGAGCUCCAUCCUAAAACACCUGCACUUGUGCAGACCAAAUACCAGCACGAAGAAAGAGAUGAUACAAGUAGGUCUGUUUCUACGCCAUUGGACACUUAUACGGGAACGGAAUCAGACCUUUCUCCGCUCAAAGACAUCGAGUUUGAAUUACCCUGGCCACCUUCAAUUGGACCCAUGAUUCGCCGCAUGAAAAGUUCGCCAUCCUUUGCGGAAUCCUUGCACACGUUUAGCGGACACUGCACGACGGUGCCUGCUCGGUUAUUCCGACAUAACAGUUCCUGGAGCCGAAUUGCAUCUGAGCAACAACUCGGCACCCCCCACGAGGCGCUGCUCUCUUCAACCUUACAGAUUACUGACAGGAGAACGGAUGGUCUUUUGCAGGAGCUGGAAGAGAGCAUAGAUCCCGAGUCUUUGAUACUCAAUGCGGUCAACACCAGCUGCGCUGCUCGCUGGCAGAAAACUCAUCGAGCAUCCAAGACAGAUCCCCAUCUGCCCUCUCAUGUCCAUCCUUGGAGCCGUGAGUCGCACGCUACACCGAAAAGCAGCCUACCUCAUGAACAGAAUCACACAAAUCCUGCAUCGGCAUCCGCUCACAACCGCAUGCCAAGAAUUAUACGGCGGGUCGUUAGCUUGAUGACAUCUCCAAGGUUUGAGAACAGUAUCCUCGCUCCGUCGCGAACUACCCACAAAAUGCGGUCUUGGAGAUUCAUUCCAUUGUCUGAGUCACAGUCAGAAAAACCGAAACCACAACCCAAGUCCCAGCUACGUGGUCGGUCGAUAUCGAUGGAAUUUCAGAAGGGUCGAUCCAGUGCCCACGGACGUUCUCUUUUCACCUCGUCAUCGAGUAACGUCAAAAAACCGUUUCAUAAGUCCAUUCUCUCCUUACCUCUCGCCGGGCUCCGCCCGUCCACUGGGAGCCAGAUGGACUGCAAUCCACCAAUUUCCAAACGGCCGGUGACCCAGGUUUGGCAUCGUCCUGUUGUUCAAGAUGCGGACAACAGCGUAAUAGGUUUGACAUCUUUCAUAGACAUCACCCCCGAACAGAGAGCGCGCAACAAAUCUGCAUAUGCGGGUAGAGACCGGGUCCGCAACUUGUGGCAGAAAGCCAGCAACAGCAUACUUGGUUGGGGAAAGACAGCCCGGAAGAAAACAUAAAAGAACAGACCCUCGUUCGUCUUGUAUGAUCUUAGAACCACCCAUCAUCCAUUUUAGACAUGUACAUUUAUUGUAAUGUAAUUAAGCUGUGUAUCCUCUUCACGAAUUGCAU